AUGAGGCACUCUCUCACCGGUACCUUCGUUGCCCUCGUACUUUUUCCUCUAUGCUGCCUCGCCCAUCCUCAAGAGUCACCGCCGCCCGUCGUCACUACGACGACCUGCAGCUAUUCCUGUCCUCCCAACGAUUAUUCUGGGUUUCGGCUCAUCUCUAAGGUGGAUGCUAUCGGAUACGAUUCUGCGUAUUCGAUUUUCGAAUGCGUAUAUCGCGAUGAGGUAGUAGGAGGGGUCAAGAAAGCGCAGACUUGUUCUUAUCACAAGAACUCAGGAUUGAGAGCGCUUUCCUCUCAAGCGAUCCCUUCCUGCCCCACUCAAGCUCUCCCAUGCAUGGCGGGUUCGCAGCCAGUUUUCUCCAACAUGGAUGGUAAAACACCGGAGACACCUCCUUGGGUCGAGAGUGGGAGGUUUCUUCUUUGGAAGAAGGAGAACCCCAGUCGUGAUUGA
Molecule: messenger RNA, 447 nt
Organism: Laccaria bicolor S238N-H82
Lineage: Eukaryota; Fungi; Basidiomycota; Agaricomycetes; Agaricales; Hydnangiaceae
Gene: MISSP16.2
Product: ectomycorrhiza-regulated small secreted protein
Exons: 3
Coding region: 1-447 (148 amino acids)
Source: RefSeq, a predicted model, not a curated record